GCCCAGUUUAGACUCGGUUCAACCCUAUCUAGUCUCUCACUACAUAUCUCUCUUUGGACUCUACGUCUCUACCGUAGCUCUGAUAUUUUUCGUUUUCCCAUUUUUCUACAAUCAGAGAUUUGCAAACCCUAAUUCGAUCUCCCGAUCUAGCCAUCUCUGCUCAGUUCUCAGAACUUGUGAAGUAUGGGAGACGCUAGAGACAACGAAGCCUACGAGGAGGAGCUUCUGGACUAUGAGGAAGAGGACGAGAAGGUCCUAGAUUCUGCAAGCAAAGUUAACGGCGAAGUCGUGAAGAAAGGGUACGUGGGAAUACACAGUUCUGGAUUCAGAGACUUCCUUUUGAAACCGGAGCUUCUCCGAGCUAUUGUUGACUCAGGAUUUGAACAUCCAUCCGAAGGCAAGGUUCCUUCGGUGCAAUUUUCUUUUGCUUCUCCACCAGUGCAACAUGAAUGUAUCCCUCAAGCUAUCUUGGGCAUGGAUGUUAUCUGCCAAGCAAAAUCCGGUAUGGGAAAGACUGCUGUGUUUGUGCUGUCUACUCUGCAACAGAUUGAACCAUCUCCAGGCCAGGUUUCUGCACUUGUCUUGUGCCAUACAAGAGAGUUAGCUUACCAGAUCUGCAAUGAGUUCGUGCGAUUCAGUACCUAUCUGCCUGAUACAAAGGUUUCGGUGUUCUAUGGCGGAGUCAGCGUUAACAUUCACAAAGACUUGCUGAAGAAUGAGUGUCCUCACAUUGUUGUUGGUACACCUGGUCGGGUGCUUGGACUUGCCAGGGAGAAACAUCUCUCCUUGAAGAAUGUGAGGCACUUUAUUCUGGACGAGUGUGACAAAAUGCUCGAGUCACUUGACAUGCGGAGAGAUGUACAAGAGAUCUUUAAGAUGACUCCCCAUGACAAACAAGUUAUGAUGUUCUCAGCAACGCUCAGCAAAGAGAUACGCCCAGUCUGCAAGAAGUUUAUGCAAGAUUCCAGUAAAGCCUUGGGUAGUUUGUUGGGGUUUGAAGAAUUUGUCAGGUCUCAAGGUUUCAUCAUCACUCUGUUCCGAGCAAUAUUGAUCUUUGAGGAUGCAAACGUGGUGGACGAGGAUCUCAAUUUGGGGCCAAUGGAAAUAUAUGUUGAUGAUGAAGCCAAAUUGACUCUUCACGGACUUGUCCAGCACUACAUCAAACUGAACGAGACGGAGAAGAACCGCAAGCUGAAUGACCUUCUUGACGCAUUGGACUUCAAUCAAGUGGUCAUCUUUGUGAAGAGCGUGAGCAGGGCGAAGGAGCUGAACAAGUUGCUUGUUGAAUGUAAUUUUCCCUCGAUCUGCAUUCACUCUGGCAUGACUCAGGAAGAGAGGUUGACUCACUACAAAAGUUUCAAGGAAGGGCACAAGAGAAUUCUUGUGGCGACAGACUUGGUAGGAAGAGGCAUUGACAUUGAGCGUGUCAACAUUGUGAUCAACUACGACAUGCCAGAUUCUGCUGACACGUAUCUCCACAGGGUGGGGAGAGCUGGUAGGUUUGGUACAAAGGGUUUAGCAAUCACAUUUGUCGCCUCAGCUUCAGAUUCUGAAGUUCUAAAUCAGGUGCAAGCGAGGUUUGAAGUUGAUAUAAAAGCACUUCCUGAGCAAAUUGAUACUUCCACAUACAUGCCGUCUUGAUGUAUCUUGUCUCUCAUGGAGCUUCGCAACUAUCAUUCCCUUUUCGUUGAGGACAAGUUUUCUCUUUAUUUAGACCGUUUGUAACGCUUUUAGAAAAAAAAGAUCUAGUUAACUCUACAAGAGAUUGUUAUGUUUUAUGAUCUCAGGAUUUUGUCUUGAGAAUUGUCUUAAAAUGGAGGAAUUGUAGACCUCUUGACUUGUUUAUUCUUUAUUUGGGAAUCGAUCUUAUUUGCUUGGAAACGAACAUCAUCAUGUUCUUCAGGUUCCUUCGUCAGUGCAUCAUGGCAAUGUACUUACUCCGAAAAUCCCUCUGCA
Molecule: messenger RNA, 1956 nt
Organism: Thlaspi arvense
Lineage: Eukaryota; Viridiplantae; Streptophyta; Magnoliopsida; Brassicales; Brassicaceae
Source: the annotation of a GenBank genome assembly